CUAAUCAAUCCGCCUUGGCGGGGCUAUAAAAGAGACCUGUUCGAACAGAUUGGCAAAUUAGUCGUUGGAUUCACUCACAAUAUGAAGCUGCUCUCGAUCGCAUUUCUUCUGGGUCUUUUGGCUCUGGCCAGUGCCACUCCCCUUAAUCCCGGCAAUGUGAUCAUCAACGGCGACUGCCGGGUUUGCAAUGUUCGAGGCGACUAAUAUAUGGACUUAAAGCGCAAUUCUCUGAUGUGUCAAAAUAUGAAAUAAAAUUAGUUCACAGAAUCUUAUA
Messenger RNA from Drosophila suzukii, 274 nucleotides. RefSeq names its product bomanin Short 6. Gene Ontology annotation, biological process: defense response. Lineage: Eukaryota; Metazoa; Arthropoda; Insecta; Diptera; Drosophilidae. The record is from RefSeq and is a predicted model, not a curated record.